UUAAUCAGAAAAAAAAAAAAAAAAAGCAUCCAAAAAAAAAGGAAUGCUAGGAUUAAUGGUACUCUAAAUAACUGUUUUUUGAGUUUUUUUGUGGAGCUUACACUAAGCACUUGCAUCAAUCACCUGCAUUGAGGUUGCUCUGAACAGCAUCAGCAAGUCAUACUAACAUAUUAAUGUGUGUGAUUUACUAACAAAAUUGUUUUUUCUCCAAGAUUAGAAAUUUACACAAUUUAAUGUACAAACAUUAAUAAUAAAAAACGAAGGUGCCACGUGACAGUUAAAUAUGGAUCUAAAUCUAACAGCUCAUGCAAACUCCACAACACUUUUGUCCAAAAUGCUGAGUCAUUCUUAUCCCUGCUGCCAAACAGCAUCCGUAUCACGACCGCCGAGACUAGCCUUCAAGAUCACCACGGCGAUGUCGUCCGAAACCAAACAGAGGAACCCAAGAAUCCUCUGCCUCCACGGGUUCAGAACAAGCGGUCUCAUUCUCCGUUCGCUUAUUACAUCUAAAUGGCCCGACACGGUCCUCCGAAACCUCGACCUCGAUUUCCUCGACGGUCCGUUUCCCGCCACCGGAAAAUCGGACAUCGAGCGGUUCUAUGACCCGCCGUACUACGAGUGGUACCAAGCUAGCAAGGGUUUUAGAGAAUACAGGAACUUUGAAGAGUGUUUGGAUUAUGUUGAGGAUUACAUGAUAAAGCAUGGACCUUUUGAUGGUCUUCUUGGUUUCUCUCAGGGGGCUUUUCUAUCUGCUGCUCUUCCUGGAAUGCAAGAACAGGGAAAGGCUCUAACUAAAGUGCCAAAGGUCAAGUUCUUGGUGUUAAUAUCCGGAGGAAAGAUUCCUGGGUUGAGGUUUGGGCAGCCUGAAGCUGCGGUUGGUGCAUUCUCAUCUCCUGUUCGUUGCCCCUCACUCCACUUCAUAGGGGAGAGGGAUUUUCUGAAAACAGAAGGUGAAGUUCUUGUGGAAUCAUUUGUAGAGCCGGUGGUGAUCCGUCAUACAAGUGGACACACUAUACCUAAACUUGAAGCUGAAGCUGAGGAGACAGUGUUGAGCUUCUUCCAAAGGAUUAGGAAGAUGCUUUCUGAUGAACCGUCUUCUGUAAGAAGCUUGAUGUGAUUGAGAGCUCUAAAAAGGUUUCAGUUGGAUUAGAUGAUCUUAUAACUAUAUCUUUUUGAGGUGUUUCUCUUAGCUUUUGUGUGCAUGUAGAUAUAGAUUAAAAGAAUAAGACAGUUGUAAUAUUGUACAACAAUUUCAGCUAUUAAAAUUAAUAAAAGUAGCCUGAUCAAUUUUAUGAUCAA
This is a messenger RNA of Brassica rapa (field mustard), 1299 nucleotides long. Its product is annotated as esterase OVCA2. Lineage: Eukaryota; Viridiplantae; Streptophyta; Magnoliopsida; Brassicales; Brassicaceae. The record is from RefSeq and is a predicted model, not a curated record.